Molecule: messenger RNA, 564 nt
Organism: Ilex paraguariensis (yerba mate)
Lineage: Eukaryota; Viridiplantae; Streptophyta; Magnoliopsida; Aquifoliales; Aquifoliaceae
Source: the annotation of a GenBank genome assembly
AUGGGUGAGGAUGGGUUUGAGUUUGGAGAUUUCUCAGUCUGGUUACAUGGUGGAAUGAUGGUUGAUGAAAUGACACCUAUCUCUCUGCGAACAUACUUUGUAGCCCUGUUGUGGAGUUCUUCUGAGGGUGAUUGUUUAAGGGAGAGCCUUUUGAGAAUAUUAGCCAUACAAAUGUCCAUUUAUGGUGGGCAGAUGGUAUGGGCUUCAGGCUUUUUUUGUUGGGUCUUUGUGGUUGAGGGCAUGGAUGUCAUUUUGGGUGUGAGGUUUAGGGGCUUUUGUGAUGAAGGGGAGAAAAAGGAAGUUUCAAUUCGUUCAAACUCCAUUAUGGUGAGUGCCAAGGAUAGGGAGCCACGUGUUUGCACCUCCAUUGGUUCCACGGUUAUUGGUGAAGUCAAUCGUGUCAAAUUGUCAAGCGUUGAUGCUAGUACACUGACAUGUUGGAGGAUGUGGUUAGGUCGCGUGUUCAUCCUUUUUGCAGUAUCACACGCCCCCAUGGUGGUUGUUUUCGAUCUCUUUUCUGGCAAUGGUGUCUCUAGUAGGGUCCAAGGCGAAGCUCGCAGGUGA